CUCAGACGGCGGCAGCUCCUUUCCCCGUCUUCUCUCCCCUCCUCUCUUUCAGCACCACUCCUUUAAGGACAGCACCUCGCGCUCAAAGACGCAUUUGUCCACCAUCCUCCCCCCUCAGGAUCAUAUAAUUGCUGGCUGUCGUCGGAUGCAAAGUUUUCAUCUUUGGUUUUUAUUUUGUGAAAGUGCAAGGAAGUAACUUUUUUUUUUUAAAUUCGGAUUUUCCCAUUUUCGGGGAAACAAUCUGGCAAGGAAAAGGAUCUUAUUGGUCUCGACUGCUGCUAAGGUGCCUCCGCUUCUGCUCCUGAUCACUCUCAUCACCCCGAUUAUUCGUCUCUGCUCGGCUGUUAUCUUGGAGCUGGGUGUACGGGACAGAGAAGCUGCUGUCUGCCUGGACCGGUGCUGAACCCCCCCCUCUCCACUGGUCAGGACUAUCCGACACGCACAGUGACCAUGGCGACCAACGGGACCAAAGCCUCGGACGGACACGUCUUAACGGAGACUGUGAACGACGCGCCGACCACCACGCCAAACGACAAACCCAAAACCUUGGUGGUGAAAGUGCAGAAGACGAAAAAGGAGAUACCCGAGAGAGAAACAUGGGGGGGGAAAUUUGACUUUCUUCUCUCUUGUGUCGGAUACGCAAUCGGACUCGGAAAUGUCUGGAGAUUUCCUUAUUUAUGUGGGAAAAACGGAGGAGGGGCCUUCUUGAUUCCCUACUUUUUGACCCUCAUAUUUGCUGGCAUGCCCCUGUUCUUUCUGGAGACGGCUCUUGGUCAGUACACUUCUAUUGGAGGGCUUGGAGUGUGGAAACUGGCCCCAGUGUUCAAAGGUGUGGGUCUGGCUGCUGCUGUUCUGUCCUUCUGGCUCAAUAUCUAUUACAUUGUAAUCAUUUCCUGGGCUCUUUACUAUCUGUACAAUUCCUUCACUACUGAACUGCCAUGGCAGACUUGUGGCAAUCCCUGGAACACAGACCGCUGUUACACCAACUACAGCAUCGUAGACACCACCAACCUAACCAGCGCUGUGGUGGAGUUCUGGGAACGUAACAUGCACCAGCUGACCGAUGGUCUGGAGAAGCCUGGGGAGGUCAGGAUCCCAUUGGCUAUUACACUUGCCAUUGCAUGGGUGCUGGUCUAUUUCUGCAUCUGGAAGGGGGUCAGCUGGACUGGCAAAGUGGUGUAUUUCUCAGCCACAUACCCUUACUUCAUGCUGUUCAUCCUGUUUUGCCGUGGCAUCACUCUACCCGGUGCCUUUGAUGGAAUCCUCUUCUAUAUCACACCUGACUUUGAGAAACUUAAGGAAUCUGAGGUGUGGCUGGAUGCUGCCACUCAGAUCUUCUUUUCCUAUGGGCUGGGAUUAGGCUCUCUGAUUGCUCUUGGCAGCUACAAUACCUUCAAUAACAACGUAUACAGAGAUUCUGUCAUUGUCUGCUGCAUCAACUCCUUCACCAGCAUGUUCGCUGGCUUUGUCAUUUUCUCCAUCGUGGGAUUCAUGUCCAAUGUAACAAAGAGACCCAUCGCUGAUGUGGCAGCCUCAGGACCUGGCCUGGCAUUUUUGGCUUAUCCUGAGGCCGUCACCCAGCUGCCCAUCUCUCCCCUCUGGGCCAUCCUCUUUUUCUCCAUGCUGCUGAUGCUGGGAAUCGACAGCCAGUUCUGCACUGUGGAAGGCUUCAUCACUGCACUGGUUGAUGAAUUCCCUCAUAUUCUCCGAAAACGCAGAGAGAUCUUUAUUGCGGUCGUCUGCCUUGUUUCUUACAUCAUUGGACUGUCUAACAUCACACAGGGCGGUCUGUACGUGUUCAAACUAUUUGACUACUACUCAGCUAGUGGGAUGUGCCUGCUCUUCCUGGUCUUCUUUGAGUGCAUCUCAAUUUCAUGGUUCUAUGGUGUGAACAAAUUCUAUGACAACAUUGAGGAAAUGGUUGGCUACAGGCCCUGUCUGUGGUGGAAGGCCUGCUGGGUCGUUUUCACUCCGCUCAUUGUGGCUGGAGUGUUCUUGUUCAGUGCAGUGCAGAUGGUUCCCCUCACCAUGGGCGACUACGUGUUCCCAGCCUGGGGGCAAGGGGUCGGCUGGUGCAUGGCCCUCUCCUCUAUGAUGCUCAUCCCUGGCUACAUGGGCUACAUGUUCCUCACACUCAAAGGCACAUACAAAGAGCGUCUGCGGAUGAUGAUCAAGCCUUCGGUGCUGGUGAAGGCUCAGGAAAACGGCCCGGACCAGCAGACAGAAAACCAGAAUCAGAACCCUGCCAACGAGGAAGCCUACAUCUAGAAAUUUCUUCCUGUCUCUCUGUCUCGACGGCCAGACGGGCGCUCUACACAGAAGAAACGUAAUCAAGGUUGGGAACGACCACCAGACUUCCAUGUCUGCUUUUAUUCACCUAC
This is a messenger RNA of Thunnus maccoyii (southern bluefin tuna), 2381 nucleotides long. It is a transcript of the gene slc6a1b, whose product is annotated as solute carrier family 6 member 1b. Bases 451 to 2268 code for a protein of 605 amino acids. Gene Ontology annotation, cellular component: cell surface; axon; plasma membrane. The transcript has 15 exons. The record is from RefSeq and is a predicted model, not a curated record. Gene Ontology annotation, molecular function: gamma-aminobutyric acid:sodium:chloride symporter activity. NCBI's taxonomy places the organism in Eukaryota, Metazoa, Chordata, Actinopteri, Scombriformes, Scombridae. Gene Ontology annotation, biological process: neurotransmitter transport; sodium ion transmembrane transport.